GAUUCGAGCGGAUGACGCGUUAAAGGUCGCCCCGUCGGGACCGCCGGAAGGUCGUCGAGUUACGGUGAAUCGGUUGGCAAACGCGUCUACCGUUUUUCUCGAUUUUUCCCCCGGUUUCCCGGUCGCCGAUCGCAAUCUUCGCGUCGCGCGGGGACAGUGUCGACCGAAUCGCGUGGGCCGAGAGGUCCUCCACGGUUCGACCUUUGCCGGUUCCGUUCCGCCGGCGAGCCUCGAUUAAAUUCGAAAAGCUGGAACGGAGGAGGCGGGGGACGGGGAAACAUGAAAAGUGAGUCGGAGCUGUGCGACGAAGGGAACCAGCGGCCGGAGGAGGCGAGCCAGUCGGACGAAGACGACGAGAGCGAGCAGGAUGCCCAGGACGAAGAAUCCGACGAGUCUCGCAGGAGACGAAUAACACCGGCCGCCCUGACCCUUUGUGUGAUGUCACCGGGCAACAAAGGCACGGACGAGGCUGCGAACGACGCGUUGUUGGAGAAGCUCGCCACCUACGCGGCCAAGCCGCACAGCGACGCGUUCAGGAACGCCGCGGCCAAGAUUCACGCGCGUGUCACGUCCACAGAUCGGCGGGUACGCGAGCGCACGCUAGAUAAACUAUGGCGCAAGAAUUCCAGGUCGAUGGAAAUAUUCGUCGCGACGCUGAAGAACUGCAAGGACCACGUGAUCAACUACAGCAUCGCCAGCAUACUGCGGGAAUGCAUAUCGUACCGUAUCCCGAAGGCGAAGAACAAAGGGAACAACAACAAAAGUGCCACAAAAUCCAGCAGCCGACUGAUGCAACUGGUCAACUUAGGCAUCACGCAAGUCCUAGUUAAGCUUCUAAUUAAUCUGCAACAUGCGGACACCAUUCCGAGCGAAGUUCUCGCGCACGAAGUGCUCUGGAUACUGGGCCAGGUGGCCCAGGCGGACCAGAAGUUCGCAUCGAAGAUGAAGACGCUGAACACCAUCAAGAUAUUCCACGCGCUGCUCAAGCAGCAUUACAACAACAGCAAGCUCAUCUUGCCUCUGCUGUCGAUCCUGAAGUCUCUCGCCAGAAACUCUUAUACUCUGCAAGUGUUAGUGAAGGACGGAAUCGCCAGCACGUUCGAGAAGACGUUCGUGUCCAUCGGCUACAGGCCUCACCUGAAAUUGAGGUUGCUGUUAGAAUGCUUCAAGUACUUCACGACGAACAAGCUGCUGUGCACGAAAUUCGUGAAGCUGGGCAUGAUGUACCUGGUGAUGCGGAUCUUCGAGAGAUGGGAGCGCUACGACGGCUACAUGCGGCUGAAAAUCUGCAACUGUGCGGUGACCACGAUCCAGCACCUCUGCGUCACGAAAGACGGCAGGAAGGCCAUCAAGUGGAACAAUGGACUGCAAGUUUUGUACCGGUUCUGCUGCAACUGCCCGGACGACAAAGCCUACGACUGCCUGUUGUCUCGCAUCUGCGGCAUACUGAAUCAGUGCCUGGACAAGGAGCUGCCGGUCCCCGAAAUGUUCCCUGCAAGAUUCGUGUUACCGGAGGCGAACGUCCGGCCGAACAGCGCUGAAAGCGGCAGCGACAUCGACAGUCAGGCGAACAGCGUCGCUUCCAUGGGAAGGCUGUACAGCGACCUUGACUCCGGGGAUGACGAGGAAAGCCAGAAUUCGAGGUCCAACGACACUGUUAUGCACACGGCCGACGAGGUGGACGAGAGCAAAUUCUUCGCCGGCGUGUUCACGUCUCAGAGGACUGAGGAGGAGCUUAACGAGUACACUGUCUUCUUCAAGGAGCUAGGCAACCUGUCGCAGCUGUGCAAGUCGUCCUCGGAGAAGCCGGAGGCCGCGGAUCCUGUGGACAGUAACAAAUUGAACGGUCGAGUCGGCAAGGGUAACAGGACCACGAUAAAGGACGCGAUGAGGGACGGGGCGAGCAAGAACUCGCCGGAAACCGGAGCGACCGGGAUAAGGAUGUUCGAGGACAUGUCGCCUAACCUGACGGACGAGCAGGCGUACUGCGAGCUGGCUGGCAGGGUGAGGAGCAUCAUCGACUUCACUGGAGUCGCUUACCCGGACUUGGUGGGCGGCGACGCGCUCGGCAGGGAGGAACCGUUGAACGAGAAGGACAGAUGGGUCUGUCGCUCGAAGCUCCUGGCCUGCGUCGAGCGUGGUCUUCACGGCGGCACGAUGAUGCAGGAGGUCGUCUACGACCUGGACGCCGUCGUUAGCAAAAGGUCCGGCAAGGACUGCGAGAUAGCGUACAAGAAGAUGUGCAACUUCGACGACGUCUCGAUAGGGCUGCAGUUCGGCCCCACCAAGUCCUUGUGCUUCUACUCCGCGUUCGAGAGCGGGAACCUGAGGAAAGCUAUUCAGAUAGGCCUGAGAGAGUACGAUCUGAUCCUGACGCCGGACGUGAACAGCGGCUCCAGGCACCAGUGGUUCUACUUCAUGGUGCGCAACAUGGACGCGAACGUGCCGUACACGUUCAACAUCAUCAACUGCGAGAAGGCGAACUCGCAGUUCAACUUCGGCAUGAAGCCGAUCCUGUUCAGCGUGACCGAAGCCGUUCAGGGCAGGCCCGGCUGGGUGCGGACCGGCACGGACAUCUGCUACUAUCGGAACUACUAUCAGCGGCCGGCCAAGGGCCGGAACUACUUCACCAUCUCGUUCUCGGUGACGUUCCAGCACGAGAACGAUAUCUGUUACCUGGCCUACCACUUCCCCUACACGUACACCCAACUGAUGGUCAACAUUUGGAAGUGGAGCAGGAAGGUCUCGCCUAACACCUACUUCCGUGCGGAGACACUCUGCGAGACUCUGAACGGAAACGAGAGCCCUCUGCUGACUAUCACGUCGAUGGACUCGAAGAGCAACCCUAUCCAGAACCGGAAAGUGGUAUUCCUGACGUCGAGGGUCCAUCCAGGCGAGAGCAACGCUUCCUGGGUGAUGCACGGGACUCUCGAAGCGUUGUUGAGCAACAACACGUACGCGUCGAGCCUACGCGACGAUUAUGUGUUCAAGAUCGUGCCUAUGCUGAACAUCGAGGGCGUUGUGAACGGUUGUAAUCGAUACGGAUUAACUAACGAGGACCUGAACAGACGGUGGAGCAACCCGAACCGGGUGCUCCAUCCGGUGAUCUACCACACGAAGGGCCUGAUGGAGUACUGCACGAGGGUGCUGCAGCGGCCUCCCCAUGUUUUCGUCGACUAUCACGGCCAUUCACGGAGGAAGAACGUGUUUCUCUUCGGUUGCUCAAGGUCGGGUUCUUGGAGCGCCGCGGACAGGGCGAAACCGGACCAGCCGGUGCAGUAUUUGAUGUUGCCGCACCUCAUGCAAAGGAUAUCCCCGGCGUUCGCGUUGCCACUGUGCUCGUUCAAGGUCGAGAGGAACAAGGAGUCCACCGCCAGGGUAGCCAUAUGGCGGCAGCUAGGCGUUUCGAGAAGCUACACGAUGGAGACCAGCUUCUGCGGAUGCGACCAGGGAGCGUUGGCUGGCUUGCAUCUCGACACGAAACACCUGAAAGCGGUCGGCCAGGAUUUCUGUCAGGCAUUGUCGAUGAUGAACGAGUGCAGCCACGAUUGGGGAAUUGAUAAGUCGCUGGAGGAAGCAUGCUGUCCACGGAAAUGCGUUUCCGAGAAUUCGAAAAAGAUUCAGAAAUGCAUUCAGGACAGACCGGCGCUGUUCCAUACCGCCGCGAUUCCUUAGCGAACGAAUCUGUAGACGAUUUAAGGAUCCCAAUGGGAGAAGGCAUUUCCGAGGAAUCAGGAUGUAUGGGCGGCGAGAUAUCGUCCAGCUGCGAAUUAGAGGAGUCCGAGUGCGAGGCGUAGAAGGAAGACCGCGACAUGUCCGCGCGGCGCAUCGUUCGCACGG
This is a messenger RNA of Nomia melanderi (Alkali bee), 3840 nucleotides long. The record is from RefSeq and is a predicted model, not a curated record. Lineage: Eukaryota; Metazoa; Arthropoda; Insecta; Hymenoptera; Halictidae.